This is a messenger RNA of Aphanomyces astaci, 1616 nucleotides long. RefSeq lists its product as hypothetical. The record is from RefSeq and is a predicted model, not a curated record. Gene Ontology annotation, molecular function: metal ion binding. The transcript has 7 exons. Lineage: Eukaryota; Oomycota; Saprolegniomycetes; Saprolegniales; Verrucalvaceae. The coding region runs from base 44 to 1564 and encodes 506 amino acids.
GUUUCAAAUAGUGUGGAAAAGGCAGCAGCAGUCUCCCAGUGCGAUGACGACCGCCGUGGAAGCAUGGACCGCCAAGCAGUUGACGCAUUUGGGCGUGGACAGUGUGUUUGCGCCGUACGUCCUCGGAAUGCUUGACAUGGAAACCGGUCCGACCUCCAGCUACGACGACGAAGACGAGAAGCGCCAGGAAGUCCUCGACUUGUUGAUGGGAUGGCUCGACGACUCGCACCAGGCCCAAGCGGAGAAUUUCGUAGACGAACUGAUCUUGUACAUGAAGAAUCCCCAGCAACUUGCACUGUUGAACGACACGCCAACGGUGGUGGAUGUUGCCGCCGCCGCGGCUGCCAAGGAGGAGGAAGAGUUUGCUCGACUCAAUGCCACGGCGUCAUCUUUCGUGCCACGAGACGAGGCACACGCCGAUGCACGCACCACUGACGGCGCCGCCGACGACGAUGCGUUUGAAUUCGACGUGGAUGACGAAGAAGCGUUUUACUGGUCUGUCGCGUAUGAGCUCGUGGAGCAGCUGCUGUUGGUGUUUCCUGUGAUGGACCCGGAACGGUUGUUGGAUUUACUCAAGGAAGUGGAUUUGAACGUGCAUCGCGCGCAGGCCACCAUGCAAGGCAUUGUCGACUCGGAGUUGUCCAAGGGCAACAACGCGCAAGUGUGUCGCCAUUACCUUCAAGGGGACUGCCGCCGCGCCGACUGCUGGUUUCUCCACGACACGCACUUGAUCCCGUGCCGGUACUGGAUCAGAGGCGGGUGUUUGCAAGGGGACGAGUGUGCGUUUGCCCAUUCGUUCGCGGUGGCAGUGUCUCAGUACUCGUCGUCGGUUGUUGCCGACACGGACGAGCACGACGACGAAGAGCCGCUCGAGUGGAACUUUCCCGCACUUGGGGGAUUGACAACGACAGUGUCGGACGACGGGUUGUCGCUCAACUUUAAACGGGCGGUGGCCAUGGCGCCAACUUCGUCGUCAUCCUAUGGAGGCAGCAAUUCGUGGUUUGGUAGUGCCACGUCGGCCAAUCUGACACAUAAGAAGCAAUCGAGCGUACCUGGUAAAUCGACUAUGUCCAUCACGCAAUGGGUGGAAACGGGCGACCAAGUGGCGGUGCAAUACCAACGAGCCCGCGCCACCGCCCGGGACUUGGCGUUGGCUCGUAACCAAUGCUUCAUGAACGCGACCCGCGCAUUUCGAGCCAACAACAAGGCGGCGGCCAAGAGUUUGUCGCGGCAAGGACAACAGUUCAACGCCGAGAUGAAGCAAGCGCAUUUCGAAGCCGCGACCAUCAUCUUCAAUGCACGCAACCCACAAUACGAAGUUGACGGCAUCGUGGAUCUCCACGGCCUUCAUGUUGUAGAGGCAGUCGAGUUGCUCGCGUGGCUGCUCCCAAGCAUCAAGACGCGCGAAGCUAUCUGCGUCGUCACGGGGUCGGGCCACCAUUCGCACCACCAGCGCCUGCGACCAGCUGUCGAACGUUUCUUGGCUACCGAAGGAUACACAUUCACAGUCGUCCCUGAUAGAAAAGGAUAUGUCGGCAUGCUCAAUGUAUCGUUGCGUUGGUGACAUCUUUGUCUUGACAGGCUGUGCCCCAACUUGUGUGUGCUUUCCUACUACA